Messenger RNA from Adineta ricciae, 921 nucleotides. Lineage: Eukaryota; Metazoa; Rotifera; Eurotatoria; Adinetida; Adinetidae. The record is from the annotation of a GenBank genome assembly.
AUGUCCGUUCUGGCAUUCAACGAUGCGAACUCUGUUCAUUACUCUUGGUUGCAACGUUUUGCUGGAAAUAUCAUUCGUUACGGUUGUACAAGUCGUCUAAGACAUAUUGCAAUUGUCAUGGAUGGCAAUCGUCGUUUCGCUCGCGAACACAAUUUCGAACGUGCACGUGGUCAUACGCUGGGCGCAGAAAGAUUAUUCGACGUAUGUCAAUGGUGUCAUGAUCUAGGCAUCAAUGAAUUGAGUGUUUAUGCGUUCUCACUUGAGAAUCUUAAACGGUCGCAAGACGAAAUCGAUACAUUAAUGGAUAUCGCACGUGUGAAAUUGAAUGAAAUCGAAAAAUCUUUGGACAAAAUCCAUGAACAACAAAUCUGCAUACGAAUUGUUGGAAAUUUAGAUUUAUUACCCGAAGAUAUACGCCAAUCCAGUUAUCAUUUAAUGAAAGAGACGGAUCAUUACAAAAGCUUCAUUUUAAACGUUUGCUUCUACUACACAUCUCGAAAUGAAAUCGCAAAUGUUCUACAAGACUUAGCCAAAGGUUGUGAGAAGAAUCUAUUACAAAUCGACGACAUUGAUGACGAUUUAAUCAUUCAAAGUCUAAUUGCAUCAACGAGUCAAACAGGUCAUCUACCCGAUGUUUUUCUUCGUACUUCCGGCGAAUUACGUUUGAGCGACUUUAUGUUAUUACAAUGUCGAUUUUCCAUGUGGAUUUUUGCUGAUGUCUAUUGGCCUGCAUUUACCAUUUGGCAUUUAUAUUGGAUUAUUUUACAAUACGAAAUGAAAUCGAAAACAUUAGUCAACGUUCAAAAUCAAUGUAAAACGAUUCUCCAACAAACAAAAUCGUUGGAUGAGCAAAAAAUCGAACGAAUUCAAGUUUAUCUUAGUUGGCUUGAACAACGGAGAAUUGAACGAAUAAAAUUGUAG